GGGGACGCGGUGGCUUUGCAGUGUGACAGUCUCUCCAGGGCCGGGCUGGCGCAGUGGGGAAGGUAAGAGGCUUUGUGUGGAGUGCUUUGCUGGAUGGAGUUAGCCCGUGACAGAAUGGUCCUGGGGAACCUGGUACAGCACAAACACAUGACCAUCCCUCCUGGUAAUCCCCUCGCAGACCCAAAUCCCAGUGUGUAGCAGCAGCCUCCCAGCCUCCUCCCUGGCCCUCCCACUCUUCCCUGUGGGAAUAGAAAAACCAGCAGGCAGCAACCCUGGGACCUAGACAAGCUGAGCUAGGCAGCAUAAUGACAGAGGGAGAGAGCAGGGACGCAGCGGGAGCUUGACAUCUGCUCUCACCAUGCUCAGGAUGCGCUGGAUCCGAGCAGGCCACGACAUUAAUGGAGCUCUGGAACCAUCUAACAUCGACACUAGCAUCCUGGAAGAGUACAUCAGCAAGGAGGACUCACCAGAUAUCUGUUUCCCUGACAUCCCUGCUUCAGCCAGCUAUGCACACCCCCAGCCCUCCAGCUCAACCACCAUCAACGCGCCUCUUGCCAGCUCCAUCGCCAAUGUGACCAACCCCGCUUCCAGCGGUUCCCUCCACCUUCCUCCCCCGGGCAACCAGAUCCCAAUCCGGCAUGGUCCUCUUCUGGCCAACCCUUGCGGACCCGGCUACGGUGCUCACCUCAACUGCAAUAACAACAAUGGCAUGGUGGUGCCCAAGGGCUACCUUGGCGGCCACUGCCUAAACAACGUGGUCCCUCCAAUCAAAUCGGAGCCUAAGGCCUCCUACGCACCUGGCACUUUACCUGACUCUCCCCCGGACUCUGGAUCAGAAGCCUACUCCCCUCAGCAGGUGAAUGAUCCUCACCUCCUCCGGACCAUGACCCCCGAAAACAUGUGCCACAUGACUCCCCCUUCUCGCCUGGAGCACCCUCCUCCGCCACCUCCACCUCCACCCCAACACCUUCAGGGUCCCCCGCCGCCGCCCCCCCCUCACCCGCACCAGCAGCAGCACAACCCUCACUACCCCAGCCUGCAGCGGGACAUGUACAUGAAGGCUGAGCCCCUGAUGCCACCGUACGGCAUCGGGCAGGGCAUGGCGCCUGCCGACCUCCACCAUGCCCAGCAGUCGCAGAUGCUGCACCAGCUACUCCAGCAACACGGAGCAGACCUCCCGGUGCACCCUGCCAAGAAGCGGAAACACUCCGAGUCCCCCCCCAACACCCUCAAUGCACAGAUGCUCAACGGGCUGAUAAAGCAGGAGCCAGGUAUGGGGUCCGUGCCACUCAACCCUGACAGAGUCCAAACGCCUCCCUGGCACCAGCCGGGAGCGCUCUCACCAGGCCUGAUUCAAGAUAACGACAGCUUGAAUGGCUCCUACUUGGAUCCCAACUACCAGUCUAUAAAGUGGCAGCCACAUCAACAGAACAAGUGGGCAACUCUGUAUGAUGCCAACUACAAAGAACUCCCGAUGCUCACGUACCGCGUAGAUGCCGACAAGGGGUUCAACUUCUCGGUGGGUGACGACGCCUUUGUGUGCCAGAAGAAGAAUCACUUCCAGGUCACGGUCUACAUCGGCAUGCUUGGAGAUCCCAAGUAUGUGAAGACCCCCGAGGGCCUGAAACCCUUAGAGUGCUUCUACCUGAAGCUGCACGGAGUGAAGCUAGAGGCCUUGAACCAGUCGAUCAAUAUAGAGCAGUCGCAGUCUGACCGCAGCAAACGGCCCUUCAACCCUGUCACGGUCAACCUGCCUCCAGAGCAGGUCACCAAAGUCACCGUGGGACGGCUGCACUUCAGCGAGACCACGGCCAACAACAUGCGGAAGAAAGGCAAACCCAACCCAGACCAGAGGUAUUUCAUGCUCGUGGUAGCCUUGCAGGCACACGCGCAGAACCAGAACUACACUCUGGCAGCCCACAUCUCUGAGCGCAUCAUCGUCAGAGCCUCCAACCCUGGCCAGUUUGAGAGUGACAGCGAUGUGCUCUGGCAGCGGGCACAGCUCCCUGAUACUGUUUUUCACCACGGUCGGGUUGGCAUCAACACGGACCGCCCCGAUGAAGCCCUCGUGGUCCAUGGCAAUGUGAAGGUCAUGGGUUCGCUGAUGCACCCUUCAGAUGUCCGAGUGAAGGAGGACAUCCAGGAGGUGGACACCACAGAGCAGCUGAAGAGGAUCUCCCGUAUGCGACUAGUACACUACAACUACAAGCCCGAGUUUGCGGCCACAGUGGGCAUUGACAACACCUCUGAGACAGGUGUCAUUGCUCAGGAGGUAAAGGAGAUCCUCCCUGAAGCUGUGAAGGACACCGGGGACCUGGUCUUUUCCAACGGGAAGACCCUGGAGAACUUCCUGGUGGUGAACAAGGAGCGCAUCUUCAUGGAGAACGUGGGAGCCGUGAAGGAGCUGUGCAAACUGACAGACAACCUGGAGACCCGCAUCGAUGAGCUGGAGAGGUGGAGUCACAAGCUGGCCAAGCUCAAGCGGCUGGACAGCAUGAAGUCAACCGUGAGCUCUGGGGCAUUCAGCCAAACAGGAAGCCAGUUCAGCCGUGCGGGAAGCAUGCCCCACAAAAAGAGGCCCCACAAAGUAGCUAGCAAGUCACCGUCGGUUGUCCCAGAACAGGCGUGCAUCAGCCAGCGCUUCCUGCAGGGCACCAUCAUUGCCCUGGUCAUCAUCAUGGCAUUCAGCGUGGUGUCCAUGUCCACGCUCUACGUGCUGAGCUUGCGCAGUGAAGAGGACCUUGUGGAUAUCGACGGCUCUUUUGCUGUGCCCACUGCCUGUCUCCUGGCACUCUUUCGGCACAGGGGUCCUGGGGUCCCGGUCGCUCUCUGUCCACGGUCAAGCCAGAACUUUGAUAAAACGCAGAUGGUGCGAUCCACAGCUGCGUCGGACGGAGCCAGCGGCAGGACCCCCACGCACCAGGUCACAGAGGACACACAUGACUUAUUCUUCGGCUUACCUGGUCACAGCGUGCUAGCCUGCUUCAGCCCGCCGUGUUUCUCCACGUGCUGCUCUGCUGCUCCCACCAACGUCUCCUCUGUUGCCCUCUCUGAGACCAGCCCCACUCAUGCCACUAACCGGACAGACCAAAGUCAGACCUCACUCCUGCCAGUGACAAAUAUCAAAGCCAAAUCCAGGGGCAUCACCGGGAAAGCGACCUCCUACACCAAGUGGCCAAAGACACCUGACAGGUCUCAGAGCUUCGGCAGCCCCAAUGCCAGCCCCUCCUCCCCCUUCACCCACAUCCAGGGCAAAUCCAAGUACAUCUCCAACCUCUCGCUCUCCCGCAGCAACUCCCCGCUGGGGCAGGCCCGGCAGCAGCGCAGCAUCAAGCAGCCGGUGAGCGAGUGGCCCCGCACGGAGGAUCCCGGCACAGAUGGGCCAAGCCCAGUGCUGCACUCCGUCCGGAUCGUGGAGAUCGAUAUGGCCAUCCAGUCCCAGUACUGCGCAGCCGCCGACGCAUGCAGGGCUGGAAACUUCACCUACCGCAUCCCUGUCAACCAGCUCACAGCAGUGAACACCAACCUGACCCUGGAGAUGAACUCCUCCUCCGCGGUGUCCAUCUUCCUUUGUGGCCUUGUCUCCAGUGACCCCUGCCAGGAUGCCGCGAGCAGGAACAGCUCCGCUGAUGCGACAGACGCACAGGAAACAACGCACCGUUGGCCUCUUGUGAUGAUGUCUUUCCGGGAGUUUACCUACCACUUCAGAGUAGCACAGCCUGGCCGAGCCAACUGCAGCACUGCUCCUGAGCAGAUGGGACACCUUUUCACUGACUAUUAUUUUCAGUUCUACUGGCUCUGUGAGUGAGUCCUGGCAGCACCAGUGCCCUCUGGUUGGAGAGAGGAGGGGGACUGGUGACACUGGGGAGACUCCUCUACGCCCUCCUCCACUAGCCCCCAGCCCCACCUUACCCCCAUCUCCCACAUGGGGCGUGGAGCUGGUUUGGUUGUGGCUGGUGACGCAGGCACUGAAGCACAGCACACGCAGAACAUAGGACCUAAGCCACAGGAACACAACCGGCCCUGUGGUACCUCCUGGGCUCACCUCACACCGACUCCCACCAUCCCACGCCGCCCCGACCAUCUCUCUCCUUCCCUUACGGGGACGUUUGUGUCCUCCGUCGCUUCUCCCUCCCCUUGCAACACUGGAUUUGAAAGCAUUACACUGAACUGAACGUGGACGGGUCUGCCACAUCCCAGAGUGCGGAUGGGAGCUCCAUCCUGUACUGGCCCGGAGGUCUCAGAUGUGCCACGUCAGUUCUUCACAACACUGGAAUUGCUCGACACUGGAGCCCUUUCCAAGAGCGAAACGCUGGAGUUUGGCCUGGAAAGGAAGGCUGUGCCUGGACGUACUGGAAGUCGUACACUGGAGUUGCUGUUCCUUCUAGUUGGCCCAGGGCCAUCCCCCGCAGCCCCACUCCACAGACCCCCCAGAGACCCCAGGACCCGCAAACGGACUGUCCUCUGUGGACAAGAGAAGGUGCAGCUUCAACAUUUACCCUGCCUGUCCCCCUCCUCGCUGUACUCUUUAACUUUCACCGUAUCCAGGUCUGGAUGGAUAAACUCAAGAACCCCACUAAAGAUGCUGCUGAGGCUGUGCCCAGGCCAAACCAUGUGUGGGGACACUUGCCAUCAACCCAUGGGAGAAAAAUUACCGUGAGUCACCUGCGUUAAGUGUCAUGGGACCUGUUUGUUUCUUUUCAUUUGGCAGCAGCUUGCAGCCUCUUGCAGUGUGUGGAGCUGCCUGGUCAGCUCUCAAGUCAACGCGGCCACCUCUGCCCAGAUGUGCAGAAGUGAGACCACUGGCAAAGCCCGGUACGCCCUGCAGAGCAAGGCUGAGUCGCUGGGGACGUGUGACGUGGCUUCGCUGCACCCCCUGGCUAACGGACCUCUGCCAGGCACUGAAGAGGCAGAUCCUCUCCCACAAAGCGGGGAAUGGCAGCGACUGUGGGCCCUUGCUGUCACUGUUCUCGGAAAGCAGUUAUGUUGAGUGUAUUUUGGGUAUUUUACUGUUACAAGUUCUUAACUUGCUAAACUACUGAAUUUUUUUUUUUUUUUAAGCCGUAUAAAAAUGGGUCUCUUAAUUCUGUCCCUAUUGAGCUACGCGUGUCUCGAAUAGGAAACCAAAGGGGGCCACUGCUAAGCUCCACAUUAAAGCUUGACUGCUACAGCGGUGCUGGGACACGUCAGACUGACUGACCAGCGCGCCAUCCUCCUCCCCGUCCUGCUCCAGCACCUCUUGCUAAAAAGGAGACAUCUGCGUUCCUGGAGGCUGAGCCACCACCAGGUUCUUAUGUCUGAGAUGCAUUUCUCUUAAGGAAAGAGCAGCCACUGCUGGGGAAGGGCAGUGAGGGGGAAACACCACUCACCAGUUCUGAAGCACACGCUAAAGCUGGCUUCAAAGAGCACACCUUGCCCCUUGCAGCCCCCCCACUGGACGCAGGCAACUCGAACCAAACUGGUUUUGGGAAACUGCAUCAGGCUCUGGCUGCUGCGUUUUGUUGCCUUCAGUGGAGACAGAUGCAGCGAUCCCUCCCUUUGCCAGCUGCAGGCCGUGGUGUUACCAGCACUGCGGAGUGCGUGGCUGGCUCCGCUGCUCCAAAGAAACAAGCUGCAAAGACAUUUUUUUAUCCAGAUAGGUGGUUCCUGUGCACAUCCCGUGGGACCCUACGUGGCCUUCUCCCCCCAGUCUGGGGAGCAGUUUUAUCUCCUCAGAACUUAUUUCUGAGCUUGUCCCAGCAAAGCAGCCACAGCCCUGCAAUUCCCUGCGACAUCGCUAGGAGUUGGCAUCUCUGCCAGGCAAGGCUCGCUCUUUGUAGGGCAGUUUUGAGGUCAGGUCUUCAUUCUUACUGUAUGCCUACAGGCAGCAAACACUUAACUAUACAUUGGUGAUGCUCUCCAGUUACUAAAAUGCACUGAAGCCUGGGCAGGCAGGAACCAGUAGGUGAGCAGGCAACGCCAGGCAGCCAAGCAGGAGUGAAGCUAGGGGACUACCAGAUUUUUGGGGAGCUCAGCGGAAAAAACAGAGGUCUCUUGUGCCACGCACAAGCAGGUCAGCUCCAUGCUCAGCAGGAUUCUCUGUUUCUCCCUGCAACUGGGAAGGAAACCCUCCGAUGUAGCUAUCCGGCGAGGCCGCUCAGCACUCUUCCCUCUACCUGCCCUGAGCUUUUUUGCUUGGCCUUAAACUGGGAAGUUACUUUCUUGGCAGCUGUUAUUCUCCACUUGGCAAUCAGUGGUCCAGGCUGGCAAGUCCUUAUUCAGGUGAGUGAUGCCACAUGCUCUUCCAUAUCUGCUCAGUGAGAGGCAGCCUUCUCAGACCUGCCGUUUUCCCUUGUAUUGUCAAGCUGGGCUAGAUGCCUGUGUGCUCGUUUAGCCCCUGAAGAGGUAACGAGCAGUGUUGUGAGGGCCAGAGCUGAAAGCACUGCCUGCAAUCACCACCACCAAUCCACCCUCUCGCUGGUGGUCCUGGCCAAGGUCUGCCGAGACCCACAAGUCCAUCUCGCCCCACUGCAGGGAAAGCCACUCCUGGAGGGGAGGAAUCAAUCAAUCACUAGAAACGUGCUAGCAGCAGUAGCCCAAGAGGAGAUGGGAGUCUCUCAGGUGUCCCUGCGAUGCUUAGCUAUGGGGUUUACAAGGGCCCCUGGCAAACCAAGUGCCUAAGGGCUACAGGAACAUCUCUAGUGCCUUUUUCUGCAGACAGGACUGCAUGAGGGAACCGUGGUUUCCUACAUGUGCAUAAAAUGCUGCGUGCCUCAAAGACGGUGGCCAGUUAGCUUAAGAACGGAGACGAGGCAACACCUAAAGUGCAAAGGCCGGCCCUACCCACAUACAGCUGUUUCACAGCAGAGCAGCAGCGGGCUGACAGCAAUCCCUGGUAUCAAAAGAGGAGAGGGAUUCAGAAUGCAGUUUUUAGCAUCUUAUAUCGCAAAUAAUAGCAUCUUUUGUCUUAAAGUGUAUCACAAAGCGUAUGCCAGAUCCACCAGCCACUGCACAGCAAGGCAGAAUCCAACUCAAAAGGGUUUUGUAAUUAUUAAAGGGUCACAGGAUUGCUUCUAAGCCCACGGAAACAGCUGUUUGCAUAGACUCCCCCCAAGGUGUCUCUGCCCUAACUGAAGACAUGUUCCCCAUCCCCAAUCAGUAACAGAGUUAACAAUCAGGCCUUUACCUGCAUGAGACGGAGGGAGCUCUGAGCCGAUGUCUCCAGCCGUACAGCUUGGGGAAAACCCUCUCCUUCCGCUGGAAACGAGACGCUUCAUCUCUCUAGACAUUCUUGGCAGGAAGGAAGACAAGUGUGGAAAGGAGGCCACUUGCCAAAGUUUGGCUGUUUCAGAGUUUGUUUCAAAAGCAAAUUCACAAACAUUCUGUCCUACUGUUAGAGCUUAAAGCCUGUAAAUAGAGACUAUGCCACCACUGCAAGAAUUAAGAAAAAAGUAAAGCACUAAUUUGUUUGGUUUAAAUGUUGCUGUCACAGCUUUAAUCACUGUAUAUUGCCAGCAAGUCUGUAGAGUUGCAUUCUUAGCAGGUAUUAUUGAUUAUUGGUUUUUAUUUGUGGGGAACAAGCGUGGUUUCCCUCCUUUCUUUCUGAUUUAUAUUUAUAUUUUGCUGAAUUUGAGUGCUGAGUCUCCGGAUUCCCCACUUUUUUGUUUGGCUUAUUUAGACUUUGUUUUAUGCUGGAGGUAAAUAUGCCCAUAUAAAUAAAUAUAUAAAUACUGCUUUGUAUCCAA
Molecule: messenger RNA, 7724 nt
Organism: Harpia harpyja (harpy eagle)
Lineage: Eukaryota; Metazoa; Chordata; Aves; Accipitriformes; Accipitridae
Gene: MYRF
Product: myelin regulatory factor
Exons: 27
Coding region: 359-3808 (1149 amino acids)
Biological process (GO): positive regulation of DNA-templated transcription; protein autoprocessing; central nervous system myelin maintenance
Cellular component (GO): endoplasmic reticulum membrane; nucleus
Molecular function (GO): sequence-specific DNA binding; DNA-binding transcription factor activity
Source: RefSeq, a predicted model, not a curated record